Messenger RNA from Vicia faba (fava bean), 510 nucleotides. The record is from the annotation of a GenBank genome assembly. Lineage: Eukaryota; Viridiplantae; Streptophyta; Magnoliopsida; Fabales; Fabaceae.
AUGUCAGUGGCUACUGCACCCAGGAAGCCUCGGAUUUUACUUGCUACUAGUGGGAGUGUUGUUGCGGUUAAAUUUGCAAAUCUUUGUCAUUGUUUUUGUGAAUGGGCUGAAGUAAGAGAAGUUGCCACAAAUACAUCUUUGCAUUUUAUUGACAGAACAGCGAUUCCCAAGGAUGUGACUUUGUAUACCGACAAUGAUGAAUUGUCUAGUUGGAAGAAACUAGGCGAUAGCGUGCUUCACAUUGAGCUUCGCAAAUGGGCUGAUAUCAUGGACUACUGCAAGCCAUUAUUUGUUGCACCUGCCAUGAACACUUUUAUGUGGAACAAUCCUUUCACAGAGAAGCAUCUCAUCUCCAUUGAGGAGCUUGGUAUUUCUCUCAUUCCACCUGUUACAAAGAGGUUAGCUUGUGGGGAUUAUGGCAAUGGCGCAAUGGCCGAACCCUCUACUAUUUACUCCUCUGUGAAGCUCUUUUAUGAGUCAAAGGCUCAGCAAGGUAACAGCCGUGUUUAA